UACUGUUAAUAACGGGGAGAACCGUCCAAGACGCCCUUCUUGAAGAAAAGCCCCUCGCAACAUCACUGGUUUAUUUACCACGCACUAGCCGUUUUCACGACGACUAUUUGGGUGGGUGGCCAUGGCCGGUGGUCGGGCGUGUGACCCGCCGUCUCCGCGGCUCCUGCUGCUGAGCCUGCUGAUACUGAUACCGCCGAGCCGGGCCUGCAUGGAGACGGUGCUGCAGAACGGCACCAUGGCCGACGCCGAGCUGGUGGUGCCCCAGCUGACCGUCCCCUCCAGCUGCGCGUGCUGCGCGCUCUGCCACCACCACGACACCUGCUCCAGCAUCAGCUUCAACGCCGUCAGCGGCGCCUGUCGACUCUACUCCUCGGUGCCCGACUUUUCCCGGAUCACCGUCGACGCCGACAGCGCGCUGUUCGUCCGUCCGGGCCGCUCCAACCACCUGCAGUUUUGUCGACACGACUCGGACUGCGUCGACCCGGCCGCCGCCGGCGACCAGUGUCACGGCCGCGUCUGCACCGAUGACCCGACGGUGACCUGCCGUGACCUGGCCGAGACGAUGGGCGCGCCGAUGAACGACGUCUACUACGGCUCUCUGGACGGCGUGACGACCAAGUACUACUGCGCCUCUCACUCGGGCAUCGACGGAUGGACGCUCAUCUCCAGGAUGACCGGUGGAAAGGGAUCUUGGUCUCGCACGAACAUGAUGCAACGCAACGUGGACUCUCCAGAUAACCCGACGUACUCGCAAUUGUUCCGAGCCAACGACCUGAGAGCCGCCGGGGUCGACACGACAUUUCAGAUUCUGGUGCUGUUCGACACGAGCGUCGGUUUCCACGGCACGGUGCCGGUCCAGCAGUCGCUCGAGGUGAACACCUACACGGGAACCAGCUCCGUGACCUCGGUGACCCUCAUCGGAGCGAUGGACGCCGCAAAGGCUAUCCUGCCGUGGAUGCCCAGCGCCGGAAACGCCCUGCUGUCACUGACCACGGAUCAGGGGUCGGUGUACUAUUUCCAGACGCUGAUCAACACAGCCGGUACGCCGUACCUGGGCUCGGCUCAGACCAAUUCCGAGUACUAUGUUCGGGAGUGAAUGACGCUAAUUUCGUUAUAAUUUCGUUUCAGACUCUGUGAGACUCUCCCCAGUUGGAUCUGGCUGUUUUGUUGGCUAUGUGUCUUUGUUUGCUGUGAUUGAUUACAUUUAGUCUUGAAGGCCGCGCAGUUGAUUAAUUCGUUCAGUUAUGAUUCCUGACAAGUCAUCUAUCACCUUCAUGGAGCUAUAAAUAUAGGCGAA
Molecule: messenger RNA, 1297 nt
Organism: Amphibalanus amphitrite
Lineage: Eukaryota; Metazoa; Arthropoda; Thecostraca; Balanomorpha; Balanidae
Exons: 4
Coding region: 122-1096 (324 amino acids)
Source: RefSeq, a predicted model, not a curated record